GUGUCCCGCACUAUAUAAAUUGGAGAAAAACAUGGUUUAGACAUUCAGAUAUUGCAAAAGGGGUGAUUAUGGAAUUAGUUAUGGGUCCAAAAGCAAGUAAGGUUUGGGGCGUUAUUGAUGUAAAUGAAGAUAGAUUUGAUAUAGAAGAUAGA
Messenger RNA from Dentiscutata heterogama, 152 nucleotides. NCBI's taxonomy places the organism in Eukaryota, Fungi, Glomeromycota, Glomeromycetes, Diversisporales, Gigasporaceae. The record is from the annotation of a GenBank genome assembly.